AUGAGCAGUGAUGUUGCAGCUGCUCCUCUUCCAUUGAAGGACCUGGAGUCCGGGUCUGUUUUGCCUGGCGCCCAUUUCCAAUCCACUCCAGCUGGAAUACAAUAUGUCCAAUACUCGCUGGACAAAGAAACCGAGUACCUCCCCCAGAUCCGCGAGUUGAUAUCCAAAGACCUCUCGGAGCCCUACAGCAUCUAUGUCUACCGUUACUUCCUCUACCAAUGGGCUGAGCUGUGCUUCAUGGCGGUCGACACGACGGACAAUAACAAGCUGGCCGGAGUGGUCAUAUGCAAGCUAGAACCACAUCGAGGUGGACCGCUGAGAGGCUAUAUUGCCAUGCUGGCCACCAACGAGGUAUUCAGAGGCAAAGGCAUCGCCACAACGUUGGUCAGCAAAGCCAUUGAUCUGAUGAUAGACAAGGACGCAGACGAGAUUGCACUUGAGACGGAGGAGACAAAUACUGCGGCGAUGAAAUUAUAUGAGAGAUUGGGCUUUUUAAGGAGCAAGAAAUUGCAUCGAUACUAUCUCAACGGAAACAGCGCAUACAGACUGCUACUGUAUCUGAAGCAAGGGGUGGGUAGUAUUCCGACCGACUACGAUCCCUACGAUGAUCUACCUCCAAGCGCACAAGGUGAUUCAAGAUAUCGAGAUCAAGAUCCCGACCCCGACACCAUUUUCAGUAGGGGGAUAAUUUGA
Messenger RNA from Exophiala aquamarina CBS 119918, 693 nucleotides. Its product is annotated as ribosomal-protein-alanine N-acetyltransferase. Bases 1 to 693 code for a protein of 230 amino acids. Gene Ontology annotation, cellular component: NatC complex. Lineage: Eukaryota; Fungi; Ascomycota; Eurotiomycetes; Chaetothyriales; Herpotrichiellaceae. The record is from RefSeq and is a predicted model, not a curated record. The transcript has a single exon. Gene Ontology annotation, molecular function: protein-N-terminal amino-acid acetyltransferase activity. Gene Ontology annotation, biological process: N-terminal peptidyl-methionine acetylation.